Carassius auratus (goldfish) is the source of this 2687-nucleotide messenger RNA. Its product is annotated as homeobox protein Hox-A2b. NCBI's taxonomy places the organism in Eukaryota, Metazoa, Chordata, Actinopteri, Cypriniformes, Cyprinidae. Bases 1419 to 2447 code for a protein of 342 amino acids. Gene Ontology annotation, cellular component: nucleus. The transcript is spliced from 3 exons. Gene Ontology annotation, molecular function: RNA polymerase II cis-regulatory region sequence-specific DNA binding; DNA-binding transcription factor activity, RNA polymerase II-specific. The record is from RefSeq and is a predicted model, not a curated record. Gene Ontology annotation, biological process: regulation of transcription by RNA polymerase II.
AGUAAAUACAUUUAGUAGCCUAAUCGUGUACAUGCAUUAAUAGAUUUACAAAGACAUGAAAUGUAUAAUUCGAUUGCAAAUUUUAAAAAAAGAAGAAGAAGAAAAAAAACAGGCUUCAUUCAAAGCACGGCAAUAUAUUUUGAUACUCACAUAUCCAUUCUGUCAGGCCUAUCUAAUGAGAAUAAAUACAAUGCAUUGUAAAUAUGAAUGAAUAUUUCAACAGACGGGUUAGCAUUAUUUAAUAUGACAAUUAACAGUAUCCGUAAAGAUAGUACAUCCACGAUAAAUUUCGAUGUUCAGCUCGUGGGAAAAAAUGAAGAUUUUUCGUUCGAUGUAGAAAUGUGUAGGAAGGAGUGGGUACUUUUGAAGAAUGCCGACACCCACGUUCAUCUACACACAAUAGCUCCUGUGUAGCUGCAAAAAAGCACAUGGUUUCUCUCUUGCACUCAAUAUGUAAUCCUAUUCAUUCCCAAACCUUCGAUAAAGGCUGACUUCCCGAAAACGAAAAUAUAAAACGAAUGAUUUUUUGGGGUCCGAGAUAAAGCUGGUCCAUUCGAAGAACAUCCGGAAUAAAAUUAUGAUCAAGGUCAGUCCUUUAAUCGGAAAAUAUCAAUUUCGUAAACUUAAUUUACAAAAUGGGGAAACUCUCAACCGUGAGUACUACGUUGUUCUCUUCUUCCUGGCCACAUAUGAUCUAAGGGAGUGUUAGAUGGUUUAAAUGUGUUCUUAGGGCACUAAGCUGUCAGACCUUUUGGCGUGUAAGAUUGAUAGCGUGCAGGCUUCCAGGGCUCUUUGUUUGGAAUAUAAGCAAUAAAGUGCUCGAGGCCUACACUUACUUAGCUAAAGACUUCUGAGGACGACAUAGAAGACACAUUCUUGAACGUAAAAGACUAAUGAAUGUACACUUUUAUUUUAUAUCAAUAACGUUAUUGUAUGUGUUUGUGAGACGAUUUAGCGCCGGUCAAACAUAUUGUCAAUUGAGGUAAAAUGUGUUGUUUGUUAGCCUAUUAUUUACAUAAUGCAAAAUAUUUUCUUUUUUUAACUUAAUAUAGCCUACGUUCUAUUUUCAUAAAUGCUGCAUUGAACCGCAAUUAUGUUAGUUGCACUAAACGUAGAAAUGGGUACUCCAGACAUGUUUGAAUUAAUGUAAUUUCAUAAGUGUAGCAGCCUAAUAAAAAUACAUAAAUAAACUAAAACAGCACUAAUACACUGGCAAGCGUAAUGCGUAAGUGCGAGUGUGAACACUGGGGCGCGCCGGGGCUUUCAAAGAAUUUGUGUGCGCGCAAUGUGCGCGCGCAUACUGUCUCGCGCGCUUUUGCUCGUGCAUUGACAAACGAGAGCGCGCAUUCUCUAAGAAAGUAGUCAAAACCCAGACUCAGGAUUAAUGGGUUUCCUCGAUCGUGGCCAUUUUUGUUUUUAUGUGUCCAGUUGAUGUGUUUGGGGAUCUUCAGCCGAGGGCCGGUCAAACAAAAAAAGGAAGAACAGCAGACGGAUUCACUGUCACUUUGUUUCAGACCAUUCCAAGCCUGAACCCCGGCAGCCACCCUCGCCACAGUCGGCCCAAACAGAACCCUAAUGGCUCAUGCCCGCUGCCUGCCGCAUCAUUACCCCCAGAGUACCCUUGGAUGAAGGAGAAAAAAGCAUCCAAGAAAAACCAGACAACUUCUACAGCAACUACCACCACCGACCCUGGUCCACUAUACUUCUCCCCUCAAGGCUCGCCCGAGAUUUCUGAUGGUGGCAACGGGGCAACUCGCCGACUCAGAACGGCGUACACCAACACUCAGCUGCUGGAGCUGGAGAAGGAGUUCCACUUCAACAAGUAUCUCUGCCGGCCGAGGCGCGUGGAAAUCGCCGCUCUGCUGGAACUCACCGAGCGGCAAGUCAAAGUCUGGUUUCAGAACCGGAGAAUGAAACAUAAACGGCAAACGCAUUGUAAAGAGAACCAUCACGGAGAUGGAAAACCACCGAGCCUUGAGGAGGCAGGCGGACGGGGUGAUGGGAAAUCUUUUUUCGAACAAGUGGCAAACAAUGUAUCAGGGGCGCUUUUGGAAAUAGAGGGUUAUCCAUUCCAGCAGAAUACCUUAACUUCUCAACCGUCACAGAAUGGACACAAUAGUGAUUCCCAAAGCGCAACUGUCUCGCUUUUAGGUAGCAAUGACAAACAUCUGAAACAUUUUCCCAACCCGUCACCCACUGUUCCUAUCUGCGCCCCAACAAUGGCCCCGGAUUGUGCAUCUGCUCCGGACAAUGGCAGUCCCUCGGCCCUGGACGUCUCUUUACAUGACUUCAACGUUUUCUCCAACGAUUCCUGCUUACACCUCUCAGAUGCCGUGUCCCCAAGUUUGUCAGAAUCUGUAGACAGCCCCAUUGGUUUAUCUACGGAGGCCUUUGAUUUCUUCUCGGAGACGCUUACAACAAUCGACCUGCAACACUUGAGCUACUAACUCUAACUGAAGUUUCAUUAUAGGGACGUCAAUAUCUUUCUCACAUUGAUGGUCGUUGUGUUUAAUUGUGACUUUAAAAAUAGGCCUAGACCAUUGAUCAAUGAGGUAAGUUUUUCAAUAAUCGAGUGAUCAUUUUUGUUUACAGAGAAAAAAGUGAUUUGUUUUUCACGAUUUAUUUUUGUAUCGUUCGCCGGCAAAGCGCCAUAUUUUCACAGAAUAAAUUUGUACUUGUUAUUGAAA